This is a messenger RNA of Protopolystoma xenopodis, 402 nucleotides long. The record is from the annotation of a GenBank genome assembly. Lineage: Eukaryota; Metazoa; Platyhelminthes; Monogenea; Polystomatidea; Polystomatidae.
AUGCCACCUGUGGAGCCGGCGGCGGCCGAGCGACCGCAGCCGGGCCAGCGGCAUUGGCUCGUGCUCGGCAGCCAAUUCCUGCGACACGUCGUGCAACACAUUCCAGACGCGAAUGGCGAGACGCCCAACACGCACGACGGCGCAGCGACUCGUAGCUGCCGCCUCGAGACGGUCACCGAGACUCUGUUGACCGAGAUUGAGACGAUCGAGACGGCGCGUCUCGAGGCGCCGCACGACGCGUCAGUCGGGCCGGUCGAGACGCGGCACGAAGCAGCGCCUCUUUUGCAGAACUUGGCGCUUGGCGUCGGGCAGAUGCGCCAUCGCGCAGCCCGAGCCGACACCUCCAACGUGGUCGUCUUGACGAUGGGCUCGAGAAAUAGGCACACCUUCUUGACGGACAUG